UCUGCGCGUGCGCAAAAGGCGGCGCAGGCGCAGAGCCGCCCGGCUGCUCCCCACCCCCCAGCCCCCCUCCUACCCCAAGAUGGCGGCGCCCAGGGUGGGAGGCAGCAGCUGAGGCGUGCGAGGUGCGGCGCGCAGAAUGGACACCAUAGUAUUAAGAAUGCAGUCAGUUUGUCAGGGAGUUGGUGGCAGUUCCAUGUGUUUGAACAGACACCUGAAUGGCUUCUUGGCACUCAUUAAAUGGCAGAGGAGUCCAGUUCCUGCUUGUAUCAGAACUAUUUACAGCGAGACGGGGAGAUGGGAGAAAAACUAUGGGCUGGAGACAAGGAGAAGAGUGGAAAAUUGGUGGUUCCCAAGAAUAAAGGAGCAGUUCUGCAGAAUUUCGGAAACAGAUAGAUCAAGACCAAAAUUUUAUGUGCUUUCUAUGUUCCCAUAUCCUUCUGGAAAACUUCACAUGGGUCAUGUUCGUGUCUACACCAUCAGUGAUACUGUUGCUCGGUUCCAGAAAAUGAGAGGAAUGCAGGUGCUAAAUCCAAUGGGAUGGGAUGCGUUUGGUUUACCAGCAGAAAAUGCAGCAAUUGAGCAUGGUCUUCACCCUGCAAGCUGGACACAAAGAAAUAUUCAACACAUGAGGGAUCAGUUUGAUGCACUAGGUCUUUCUUUCACUUGGGAAAGGGAAGUAACCACUUGUUUACCGGAGUACUACAAAUGGACGCAAUACCUUUUUCUUAAGCUUUUUGAAUCUGGGAUAGUGUAUCAAAAAGAGGCCUUGGUCAAUUGGGAUCCAGUAGAUCAAACUGUUCUAGCUAAUGAACAGGUGGAUGACAAUGGUUGUUCAUGGCGUUCAGGAGCAAAAGUGGAACAGAAGUACCUCAAACAAUGGUUUAUCAAAACUACCGCGUAUGCAAAGGAUAUGUUUGAUGCUUUGUCUGACCUCCCUGAGUGGUAUGGUAUAAAAGAAAUGCAAGCAAAUUGGAUAGGUGACUGUGCUGGAUGUUCUUUUGACUUCUUGCUGAAGGUUAAUGGUGAAGUAACAGGAGAGAAGCUAGCAGCUUACACGUACACUCCUGAAGCCAUUUAUGGAGCUUCCCAUUUAUAUAUCUUACCAAGUCAUAGACUGCUGCAUGGAAAUAGCACUCUGAAGGAAGUCUUUCAGAGGGAGUUCAUCCCAGGGAAAGACUCUCUUACUUCUGUGACAGCUGUGAACUUGCUUACGAAUCAAGAGAUUCCUGUGGUAAUCUCAGCAAAAACAAGUUUUGAGAAUUAUCUCGAUACUAAAAUAGGAAUUCCUAGUACUAGUGUAGAAGAUGCUGCAGUAGCUAAGAAUCUGAGCAUUUAUUUCACUGAAGUCAUUGAAAAACUGCCAAAUGGUUUGGAGAAAGUCAUUAAUUCCGGGGAGUUCACAGGCAUGACUCGACAAGACGCUUUAAAAGCUCUUACGCAGCAGGCGAAAAAUAAAGGAAUAGGAGGAGACCUAGUGAGUGACAAAUUAAGAGACUGGUUAAUAUCUCGACAGCGGUACUGGGGAACGCCUAUUCCUGUCAUCCACUGCCAAACUUGUGGCACUGUCCCGGUACCUUAUGAAGACUUACCUGUGGUGUUGCCCAAUGUAACCACUUUUACAGGGAAGGGAGCCUCACCUUUAGAAACAGUUCCAGAAUGGGUGAACUGUGCCUGUCCAAGGUGUAAGGCAAAAGCUAGGCGAGAAAUUGAUACCAUGGACACAUUUGUGGAUUCUGCUUGGUAUUACCUGAGAUACACAGACCCUCACAACACUGACAGGCCCUUUAAUCGUGACUUGGCUGACUACUGGAUGCCUGUGGAUUUGUACAUUGGAGGCAAGGAGCAUGCAGUUAUGCACUUAUUCUAUGCUAGGUUUUUCAGCCAUUUUUGCCAUGAUCUAAAGAUGACCAAACACAAGGAGCCUUUCCAUAAGCUUUUGGUUCAAGGUCUUAUCAAGAAUCAGACAUUCAGACUAAGAACAACAGGCCAAUAUUUGAAGAGAGAGGAGAUUGAUCUCACUGGCACUGAACCAGUUCACCUAAAAACUGGUGAGAAAGUCCAAGUCACUUGGGAAAAAAUGAGCAAAUCUAAGCACAAUGGAAUAGACCCUGAAGAAUUAAUGAAAGAGUACGGCAUUGACACCAUACGUCUUUACAUUCUGUUUGCUGCUCCUCCAGAACAAGAUAUUUUAUGGGAUUCUAAAACUGAUGCAAUGCCGGGUGUUCAGAGAUGGCAGACUCGCCUCUGGACACUCGUAACCAAACUUGUCGAAGCAAGGACUUCGGGAACCAUGCCCAAUCCUGAGGUUCUGAGUAAGAAAGAGAAGGCUGAAGCCAGAAGGAUCUGGGAGCAAAAGAAUCUUGUAAUUUCUGAGGUAACAGAGUACUUCACCAAGGAUCAUUUGUUCAAUGCAGCUAUUUCUCGACUGAUGAGCCUUUCUAAUGUACUCCAUCAAGCUUCUUGGCCUCUUGUUCUUCACAGUGCAGAAUAUGAAGAUGCUUUGGCUACACUCUGCAUUAUGGUUGCACCUAUGGCUCCACACAUUGCAUCAGAGAUGUGGAAAGGUCUGGCACAUAUAGAGAAUAAACUUUGUACUCAUCAUAACUGGGGUGCCGAUGUGCUGCAUCAGUCCUGGCCCAAAGUAGACCCGGAAUACCUUCAACCAGCAGAUGUAGUGGAGAUGUCUGUCCUGAUCAAUAACAAAGCCUGCGGCAAAGUUUUUGUGCCUCAGCAAGCAGCCCGCAAUUUUGAAGAAGUCCACGAGCUAGUUCUUCAAAGUGAACUUGGAGCCAAGCAUCUCCAGGGAAGAACCAUUAAAAAGGCCUUUCUGUCUCCAAGAACUGCCCUUAUCAACUUCUUAGUGCAAGACUAAGACUUUGCUGGGCUGUGAAAGAGAACUGGAAUCUUUCCGGAUGAAAACAGUUCAGAAUACCAAUGAUGGCUAUUUAAAUCUCAUAGAACAGUGGGGGAGAAAUGUUAACAAAAUUAGGUUGCUGCUGAGUAUUCAUUCCAACACAGAGAAAUGUACAGAAUUAAAGCUUCUUAUCAAGUCAUGGUAA
Messenger RNA from Numida meleagris (helmeted guineafowl), 3059 nucleotides. RefSeq names its product leucyl-tRNA synthetase 2, mitochondrial (gene LARS2). Bases 137 to 2872 code for a protein of 911 amino acids. NCBI's taxonomy places the organism in Eukaryota, Metazoa, Chordata, Aves, Galliformes, Numididae. The transcript is spliced from 21 exons. Gene Ontology annotation, molecular function: aminoacyl-tRNA deacylase activity; ATP binding; leucine-tRNA ligase activity. Gene Ontology annotation, cellular component: mitochondrion. Gene Ontology annotation, biological process: mitochondrial translation; leucyl-tRNA aminoacylation. The record is from RefSeq and is a predicted model, not a curated record.